AAGCACAUGAAAACUAUUAAAUGAUUUUUAUAUUCAAAUAUUUAAUUUCCUAAAUCAUCAUCGUCGUCGUCUUCCUCAUUUCUCUCGUCCUUUCUCGAAACCCUAGCGAGAUUACCAAUUUCGUUUCCUGAGAUCGAAUCCUCACCUUCUUAUGACGUAACGCUACCUCAAUUUCAUCGAAUUAGGUUAAUUUCGCGAAGAAUCGAGUAAAAAAUGUCAACUGUGACUACGGAGAACUCCUCAUCAUCACGCCGUCUCUCCUCCGACGCAAUCGAUCAAUCACCGUUGCUAUUAACCGGCGAUGAAGGAGGAGGUUCCGGGAACAACGGACGGAGAUCCUCCGUGAGGAGACAAGGAUUGAGGGAAGCGGCGAGGUUUCUAAGCCGCGCGAGCAGCGGAGGACGCGCGAUGCGGGAGCAGUCUGUGAUUGUGAGGGAGGCUGCGGCGGAGCAGUUGGAGGAGAGGCAGAGCGAUUGGGCCUACUCGAGGCCCAUCGUGGUGCUUGACAUCGUGUGGAACUUGGCGUUUGUGUCUGUUGCUGGGGCUGUGCUGGUGAUGAGCAGGAAUGAGCAUCCGAUUAUGCCGCUUAGAGUUUGGUUAUUGGGGUAUGCGUUGCAGUGUGUGUUGCAUAUGGUUUGUGUGUGUGUUGAGUAUAAGAGGAGGAAUAGGAUGAGAACUAAUAGGAGGAGUUCUCCUUCUUCGUCCUCUUCAUCUUCUUCCUCUAUGGAGGAAGAUGCUUUGGGUUCAAGGAGGAAUUCAGAUGAGCAUCUGGAGAGCGAAAGCAGCAGCAGUUUUGCGAAGCAUCUGGAAUCUGCCAACACAAUGUUCUCAUUUAUUUGGUGGAUCAUUGGGUUCUACUGGGUGUCUGCUGGUGGCCAAGAGUUGGCGCAAGAAUCCCCACGGAUUUACUGGUUGUCUAUCGUCUUUCUGGGUUUCGAUGUGUUCUUUGUUGUCUUCUGUGUUGCCUUGGCCUGCGUUAUUGGCAUUGCUGUCUGCUGUUGCCUGCCGUGCAUCAUUGCAGUUUUGUACGCUGUUGCAGAUCAGGAAGGGGCGUCAAAAGAAGACAUUGAGCAGCUCACCAAAUUCAAGUUUCGGAAAGUUGGUCGUGUCAACAAACACGCCGGUGAUGACGCCCAAGCAAACACCGAGGGGAAAAUGACAGAGUGUGGUACAGAUUCACCCCUUGAACAUACCAUUCUUCAGGAGGAUGCAGAAUGUUGCAUCUGUCUCUCUGCAUAUGAAGACGGAACCGAACUAAGGGAACUUCCUUGUGGCCAUCAUUUCCACUGCUCAUGCGUAGACAAAUGGCUAUACAUAAACGCCACUUGCCCACUCUGCAAAUACAACAUCCUCAAGAGUAGCAACUUGGACCGUGAGGAAGUCUAGAAGAAAAAUAUUCGCUUAUUCAUGACCCCACAUAACAUUUGAUCAGGAAACUUGGGGUCCAAAGGUAAAAAAAAAAACGACUGGUGUUUUUUAGAUAUGAUGCAUUGUUUGUGAUUUGCUAUCUAUACAAAUUAUUAUACGUUUGUUUGUUUUUAUAUUGAUUUUUUGGUUUGUACAUGUAUAUCUAUCUUCUGUCACUUACAACCACUAUUUUGUAUUACCUCUCUGUAUCAUGGAUCUUUCAUCAUCUGGAGAUUGGUCAUUGAAGA
Messenger RNA from Brassica rapa (field mustard), 1655 nucleotides. Its product is annotated as E3 ubiquitin-protein ligase At1g12760. Gene Ontology annotation, cellular component: plant-type vacuole. Gene Ontology annotation, biological process: ubiquitin-dependent protein catabolic process; protein ubiquitination. Gene Ontology annotation, molecular function: ubiquitin protein ligase activity. NCBI's taxonomy places the organism in Eukaryota, Viridiplantae, Streptophyta, Magnoliopsida, Brassicales, Brassicaceae. The record is from RefSeq and is a predicted model, not a curated record.